UCAGUUCAUAGCGAUUCAUUUUUUAUUUGAAGAUAUUGGAUGCAACAGGCCAGACACUCUGGCGACACAAACCAUCGUCUCUCCCACUCCCCGAUUCUCAGGUUCUCUCCGCUGGCUGGUUGGUUCACUCUCUUGGACUCUCUCCGACGACUGUCGACGGUCUCUCGGCCAGUUUUGGGCCACUCCAAGCCAAAUCCCGUGUGGGCCACUCGAGCAGUCGAGUUCGGACUCGGCGUCGAUCGGUUUAGUUUUUUGCUUGGCCAUAUAAAUUUUUGUGUUUUUGUAUUUUUUUAUUUUUCGAGCGCUUUUCCAAUCCAAUCGAAUUGAAUCGAAUCGGAAACUGCGGCAAAAAUCGCACACAACCAGAGGCAUUAUAUAAAGACGAUAUCUGCUGUUGAAACACCUUAAUGCAGACGCACACAAUAGGUAGCUGCUACCUAUACCUAUUGCCUAUAAAUAGACCAGCGGGAAUCGGUAAAUAAAUAAAUCGGAAAGGCGGAAAGGCGGCAAGUCGGCAAAGUAAAUCGGAAAGUUCUGGGAAUAAAAUUAAAUUGCGACUUUGCGAAAAAAGUGUGUGUUUGCUGGCCGGAUUAUAAGCGGAAUAUAAUGAAAUAAUUGAAAAAUCUAACUAUAAUGCGAAAGGUGCUAAAUUCAAAAACAAUACAAUAAAUAAACAAUUAAGUUAUUGUAAAAAAUAAACGAAAAAGACCAGGUUAUAUAUUCGAAGAAAAGUGAAAUGUCUUCCAAAUGCAUUUUAUUUCUCACCUGGCUGUCGAUUCUAUUUGCGACAGGAACGACGGAAGAUCAAGCGCAGAUCAAGCUGCCCGCCUGCGUCGCCAAAGUGGGAGAGUGCGAUGAUAAGGAGGGUGUCGUCUGUGGCACUGACGGCCAGACCUAUCCCACCAGGUGUCACCUGCUAAGGGCCCAGUGCUGGGGUCAAGAGGUCAGCUUCAAGUAUCAAGGAUCCUGCAAGGGUUGCCUGGAGGCCCUAAAGUAUGCUCGCCGGCAGAAGCUCCGUAAUCCGAACUCCUUUGUGCCCAGGUGCCGGAAGGAUGGCAACUAUGCUGCCGUUCAGUGCAUGGGCGCCAACAACUGCUGGUGCGCCGACAGCAUGGGCAGACCCAUCAAGGAGGACCAAUCUGCCCGAACCCGCCGGGGCAAGCCGCGUUGCCGGCUGAACAGCAAGUGGCGACGUCUGGCCCUGCAUCAGAUCGGCUUCAAGCCGGACAUAGCUGCCGCCUCCAAGGGUAGCACGGAGGUGGGAACCGGUGGGGCUCAGAGGUCGUGCAGCAAGACGGAUCGUGCCACAUUCAACGGUAAUUUGAUGCGGAUUUUUCGCAAGGAGGCAGUGAGCUCGGGUCGUCCGCAGUCCAUGCCAGAUGCCGCCGUCCUGGACUGGAAGUUUUCGAAACUGGACUCGAAUGGCAACCAACAGCUGGAUCGCCAGGAACUCCGUGAUCUUAAGAAGAUUCUCAAGCGAUCUGUGAAGCCUCGAAGAUGUGGUCGCGCCUUUGGAAAAUACUGUGAUAUCUUUAAGGACGAUAACCUAACCCGACUGGAGUGGAGCACUUGUCUGGCCAACGAUUCAAUCAAUCGUAGCGCCAUCAUGAAUAUGCUAGCGAGCAGUCCGCUUCCACAAUCCACCCACUACCGCAUUCAUGGCAACCAUCGGGAUCAUACAAACACCAAUGUCAUCAGCAAUCCGCCCACAUACUCCGAGGAUGUGAGUGGUAGCGAAGAGCGCGAGGAUAACUACGAGGACUCUGGCUAUGUGGGCGAGGACGAGGAUACCGAUACAGCAUUUCGAUUACCAAACUCAAGCACUCUCAUGCCGUCAUUAUAUAUGCUGAAUUCCAAGACGGAGACCACCAGUCAGGAUACUGAAAGCGAACCCAACUGCUGGAUGGAUAAGGAUGUGGCUCUGGAAGAACAAGCUAGAGGCGGAAAGAGUCGCUUCUAUGUGCCGGAGUGCAUGCCGGAUGGUCGGUAUCAACGUAUCCAGUGCUACAGUUCCACUCCCUACUGCUGGUGCGUCAACGAGGACACUGGGAAGAGUAUUUCUGGCACUCUGGUAAAGAACACUCGACCCCAGUGCGAAGAGGAGGUGGUAGUGCGGCCCAUGAAAGGAUGCACUGAGCCGCGGAAGACGCAGUUCCUCAAGGAUCUCAAGGCCUUUCUUAAAACAAGGAUGCUGCCCAGCGGCACCACCUUCUCUAAUGCCUCGACAUGGAAAUCGGAGGAUGAGCAGAUCGCCACUCUCAGCUUCGUCUACCUGGACCAGAACAAGAACAAACUCUGGGAACGUCGAGAGUGGAAAGUCUUUCGAGAUUUGGUCACUAGUGCCAGUCACCUGCGCAGGUGUGGCAAGAAGAUGCCCCGCUACUGCGACGUAAAUGGGGACAAAAAGAUCUCACUGGCCGAGUGGCUCAACUGUCUGGAGUCGUCUCCGCGGUUGGAAAAGGCCACCACAGCCAAACCGGCACAGUCAAAUGAGACGGUGGCCAGUUCGAAACUCACAGGAUUAAAUCCGGUGGAGCAUUAUCUGAAAGAUUAGUUUAUCGUUUCCCCGAUUUGUGCUGCUGCUAUUUGCUACUCAUUAGAUGUCGUUGUGCCAUGACACACACAAAACAUACACACACUACACCCCAAACCACACACAUUAGGGUGGAUUGAUUUUCUCAGUUUUCUAAAAGGUUUUCUAAAAUAUACAUCGAAAUAUUUUCAAAUUAAAUGAAAAAAAAUAAAUAUAAAAGUUUAUUUAAAAAUUCGUUAAAUAGUUGGUAGAGUUAAGGACUUCCCUAAAGAAAGUGUUGUUUCUUGUAUUAAAAUGUGAUUUAACUUAAAAAAUAUUAGAAGACUUCUGAAAGAAAAUCAAUCCAUCCUGAUCCACACACACACAUUCCUAGCAUAUAGAUUCUACGAUUUACAUGUGUAUGUUACUAAUUUUUAAUUAGUGUUGUAAAUAUUAUCUGACAUAAAUGUUUAAGCUUA
This is a messenger RNA of Drosophila ananassae, 2991 nucleotides long. It is a transcript of the gene magu, whose product is annotated as SPARC-related modular calcium-binding protein 2. Gene Ontology annotation, molecular function: protein binding; calcium ion binding. The coding region runs from base 737 to 2554 and encodes 605 amino acids. The transcript has 10 exons. The record is from RefSeq and is a predicted model, not a curated record. NCBI's taxonomy places the organism in Eukaryota, Metazoa, Arthropoda, Insecta, Diptera, Drosophilidae.